GCAACUCCUCAACUCGGCGGCUGGCUGCCUGGACAUGUCCUGACAAACUUGGCUCUCCCGGCCCUCUCCCGGCCCUCGCUCGCUCUCCGGCAGCCUCCUUUCGGUGCUCAAGUUUACCCCUGUCGGGAGGACGCUCUGGAGAUGCGGCCACCUGGGUCCCAGCAGUGCGGGCGGAUCGCGCUCUGGUUGGGGAUAUGUUGAAGAUCCGGAGGUGGCAAAGUUGGCACUUAAAACACGGCUGCUAACAACAUCCCAACCGCGUGGGCUUCACCGGACUGCCAGGAGGACUGGAACGCGGAGCACCGAGAGGUUUCUGAGAUUUAAGCAAUGGGGAGACAUCUAGCCUUGCUUCUGCUUCUCCUCCUCCUCCUCCAACACUUUGGAGACAGCGAUGGAAGCCAAAGACUUGAACAGACUCCGUCUAUCCAGUUUACACAUUUCCAGUACAAUGUCACUGUGCACGAGAACUCUGCCGCCAAGACCUAUGUUGGGCAUCCUGUAAAGAUGGGUAUUUACAUUACAGAUCCAUUGUGGGAAUUAAGGUACAAAAUUGUCUCAGGAGACAAUGAAAACCUAUUCAAAGCUGAAGAGUACAUUCUUGGAGACUUUUGCUUUCUAAGAAUAAGGACCAAAGGAGGAAAUACCGCUAUUCUCAAUAGAGAAGUGAAAGACCAUUACACACUGAUAGUCAAAGCAGUUGAGAAAAACACUAAUGCUGAAGCACGGACAAAGGUCAGGGUGCAAGUGUUGGAUACAAAUGACUUGAGACCGUUAUUCUCACCCACCUCAUACAGUGUUUCCUUACCUGAAAACACAGCUAUAAGGACCAGUAUUGCAAAAGUCAGUGCCACAGAUGCAGACAUAGGAACUAACGGAGAAUUUUACUACAGUUUUAAAGACCGAACUGACAUGUUUGCUAUUCACCCAACCAGUGGUGCAGUAGUUUUAACUGGUAGACUUGAUUACAUGGAGACCCAGCUCUAUGAGCUAGAAAUCCUUGCAGUGGACCGUGGAAUGAAAUUGUAUGGUAGCAGCGGCAUCAGCAGCUUGGCCAAGCUAACGGUUCACGUGGAACAGGCCAAUGAAUGCGCUCCUGUGAUAACAGCAGUGACAUUGUCACCAUCAGAACUGGAUAGAGACCCAACAUAUGCAAUUGUGACCGUGGAUGACUGUGAUCAGGGUGCCAAUGGGGAAAUAGCUUCCCUGAGCAUUGUGGCAGGUGACCUUCUUCAACAGUUUAGAACAGUAAGGUCCUUUCCAGGGAGUAAAGAGUAUAAACUCAAAGCCAUUAGUAGUAUCGACUGGGAUAGUCAUCCUUUUGGCUAUAAUCUAACGCUACAGGCUAAAGAUAAGGGAACUCCUCCCCAGUUUUCUUCAGUAAAAGUAAUUCAUGUGACUUCUCCACAGUUCAGAGUUGGGCCAGUCAAGUUUGAAAAGGAUGUUUACAGGGCAGAAAUAAGUGAAUUUGCUCCUCCCAAUACACCUGUGGUCAUGAUAAAAGCCAUUCCCAGUUACUCCCAUUUGAGGUAUGUUUUUAAAAGUACACCUGGAAAAGCUAAAUUCAGUAUAAAUCCCAACACUGGGCUCAUUUCCAUUUUAGAACCAAUUAAAAGACAGCAGGUGUCUCAUUUUGAAUUUGAAGUAACUACGGGUGACCGAAAAGCCUCCACCAAAGUCUUGGUUAAAGUCUUAAGUGCAAAUAGCAAUCCCCCCGAGUUUACGCAGACAGCAUACAGAGCAUCUUUUGAUGAGAAUGCACUCAUUGGUACUACUGUGUUGAGAGUGAGUGCUGUGGACCCUGAUGAUGGUGAGAAUGGGUAUGUGACUUACAGUAUUGCAAAUGUAAAUCCUGUGCCAUUUGUGAUCAACCAUUUCACUGGUGCUGUGAGCACUUCAGAAAAUUUGGACUAUGAACUGAUGCCUCGAGUUUAUACUCUAAGGAUUCGUGCGUCAGACUGGGGCUUGCCGUACCGCCGAGAAGUUGAAGUCCUUGCGACAGUUACUCUCAAUAACUUGAAUGACAACACACCUUUGUUUGAGAAGAUAAACUGUGAAGGAACAGUUCCCAGAGAUCUAAGUGUGGGGGAGCAGAUAACUACCGUUUCUGCUAUUGAUGCGGAUGAACUUCAGUUGGUGCGGUAUCAGAUUGAAGCUGGAAAUGAAUUAGAUUUGUUUGACUUAAACCCCAGCUCUGGAGUUUUGUCAUUAAAGCAGUCACUAGUGGAUGGCUUAGGUGCAAAGGUGUCUUUUCACAGUCUGAGAAUUACAGCCACAGAUGGAGAGAAUUUUGCCGUACCUUUAUAUAUCAACAUAACUGUGGCCGCCAGUCGCAAGCCAGUAAACUUGCAAUGUGAAGAGACUGGGGUUGCCAAAAUGCUGGCAGAGAAACUCUUGCAGGCAAAUAAAUUACACAGUCAGGGGGAGGUCGAGGAUAUUUUCUUUGAUUCCCACUCUGUCAAUGCUCAUGCCCCACAGUUUAGAAAUACUCUUCCAGGAGGUAUCGAAGUAAAGGAAAACCAACCGGUGGGUUCCAAUGUAAUUUUUAUGAAUGCUACUGACCUUGACUCUGGCUUCAAUGGAAAACUUGUCUAUGCUAUAUCUGGAGGAAAUGAGGAUAGUUGCUUCAUUAUUGACAUGGAAACAGGAAUGCUAAAAAUUUUAUCUCCACUUGAUCGAGAAACAACAGACAAAUACACCCUGAAUAUGACUGUGUAUGACCUCGGUAUUCCACAGAAGGCAGCUUGGCGUCUUCUAGAUAUCGUCAUUCUGGAUGCCAAUGAUAAUCCACCUGAAUUUCUACAGGAGAGCUAUUUUGUUGAAGUGAGCGAAGACAAAGAAAUAAACAGUGAAAUCAUCCAGGUUGAAGCCACUGAUAAAGACCUAGGGUCCAAUGGACACGUGACAUACUCUAUUCUGACAGAUACAGAUAAGUUUUCCAUCGACAGCAUCACUGGGGUUGUUAAAGUUGUUCACCCUUUGGAUCGUGAAGUACAGCAUGUGCAUUACUUAAAGAUUGAAGCCAGGGAUCAAGCCAAGGAAGAACUCCAGUUGUUUUCUACUGUGCUUUUGAAAGUAUCACUAGAAGAUGUUAAUGACAACCCACCCAAGUUUAUUCCUCCUAACUACCGGGUGAAAGUUCGUGAAGAUCUGCCAGAAGGAACCAUAAUCAUGUGGUUAGAAGCCUAUGAUCCUGAUGUAGGUCAGUCUAGCCAAGUGAGAUACAGCCUUUUGGACCACGGAGAAGGAAACUUUGAUGUGGAUAAACUCAGUGGAGCAGUCAGGAUCGUACAGCAGUUGGACUUUGAAAGGAAGCAAGUGUAUAAUCUCACAGUGAGGGCCAAAGACAAAGGGAAGCCAGUUUCUCUAUCUUCCACAUGUUAUGUGGAAGUUGAGGUGGUUGAUGUGAACGAGAACUUACAUACACCCGUGUUUUCCAGCUUUGUGGAAAAGGGUAUAGUGAAAGAAGAUGUCCCUAUUGGUUCAUCAGUAAUGACAGUGUCAGCUCGUGACGAAGACACAGGAAGAGAUGGGGAGAUCCGAUAUUCUAUUAGAGAUGGUUCUGGUGUUGGUGUUUUCAAGAUAGAUGAAGAAACAGGUGUCAUAGAAACCUCGGAUCGACUGGACCGCGAGUCGACGUCCCAUUAUUGGCUGACAGUCUAUGCAACCGAUCAGGGUGUUGUGCCUCUUUCAUCGUUUAUAGAAAUCUACAUAGAGGUUGAAGAUGUCAAUGACAAUGCACCACAGACUUCAGAGCCUGUUUAUUACCCAGAAAUAAUGGAAAAUUCUCCAAAGGAUGUGUCUGUAGUCCAGAUUGAAGCGUUUGAUCCUGACUCGAGCUCUAAUGACAAGCUGAUGUACAAAAUUACAAGUGGAAAUCCACAAGGAUUCUUCUCCAUACAUCCUAAAACAGGUCUUAUCACAACUACAUCAAGGAGACUAGAUAGAGAGCAGCAAGAUGAACACAUACUAGAAGUCACUGUGACAGACAAUGGUACUCCUCCCAAAUCAACCAUUGCAAGAGUAAUUGUGAAAAUCCUCGAUGAAAAUGACAACAAACCCCAGUUCUUGCAGAAGUUCUACAAAAUUAGAUUGCCAGAGCGGGAAAAACCAGAAAGAGAAAGAAACGCCAAACGAGAGCCUCUAUAUCGUGUGAUAGCAACAGAUAAAGAUGAAGGUCCCAAUGCAGAAAUCUCCUACAGCAUUGAAGAGGGAAAUGAGCAUGGCAGGUUUUUUAUUGAACCGAAAACUGGAGUAGUUUCAUCCAAGAAGUUCUCUGCAGCUGGAGAAUAUGAUAUUCUUUCAAUCAAGGCAGUUGAUAAUGGUCGCCCUCAAAAGUCGUCAACCACUAGACUGCAUAUUGAGUGGAUCUCCAAGCCCAAACCGCCCCCAGAGCCAAUUUCAUUUGAAGAAUCAGUUUUUACCUUUACUGUAAUGGAAAGCGAUCCCGUGGCUCACAUGAUUGGAGUAAUAUCUGUUGAGCCUCCUGGCACACCUCUUUGGUUUGACAUCACUGGAGAUACACUUGCUAGAGAAGUUUUUUACGUCUUUCAGAUGACUUGUGACCUGAACUGUACAGCAGAAGGUGGCAACUUUGACAGUCACUUUGAUGUAGACAAAGGCACUGGAACCAUCAUCGUUGCCAAACCUCUCGAUGCAGAACAAAAAUCAAACUACAACCUCACAGUCGAGGCUACGGAUGGAACCACCACUAUCCUUACUCAAGUCCUUAUCAAAGUAAUAGAUACAAAUGACCACCGUCCUCAGUUUUCUACUUCAAAAUACGAAGUCGUUAUUCCUGAAGAUACAGCGCCAGAAACAGAAAUUUUGCAAAUCAGGGCUGUGGAUAAGGACGAGAAAAACAAGCUAAUCUAUACCCUGCAGAGUAGUAUAGACCCACUGAGUCUCAAGAAAUUUCGUCUGGAUCCUGCCACUGGCUCCCUUUCUACUUGUGAGAAACUGGAUCAUGAAGCUGUUCACCAGCACAUUCUUACGGUCAUGGUGCGGGAUCAGGAUGUUCCUGUAAAACGCAACUUUGCAAGGAUUAUUGUUAAUGUCAGUGACACGAAUGACCAUGCCCCGUGGUUCACCAGUUCCUCUUACGAAGGGCGGGUUUAUGAAUCAGCAGCUGUUGGCUCAGUUGUGUUGCAGGUUACAGCUCUGGACAAAGACAAGGGGAAAAAUGCUGAAGUGGUAUACUCAAUUGAAUCAGGAAACAUUGGAAAUUCUUUCACAAUUGAUCCCAUCUUGGGCUCUAUAAAAACUGCCAAAGAAUUGGAUCGAAGUCAUCAAGAGGAAUAUGAUUUAAUGGUAAAAGCUGCAGAUAAAGGCAAUCCACCGAUGAGUGAAAUGACUUCUGUACAUAUCUUUGUCACAAUUGCUGACAAUGCCUCUCCUAAGUUUACUUCAAGAGAAUACUCCAUUGAAAUCAGUGAAACCAUCAGCAUUGGGAGUUUUGUUGGCAUAGUUACAGCCUAUAGUCAGUCGUCAGUUGUGUAUGAAAUAAAAGAUGGGAACAUAGGGGAUGCUUUUGAUAUUAAUCCACAUUCUGGAACUGUCAUCACUCAGAAAGCCCUGGAUUUUGAAACUCUGCCCAUUUAUACAUUGAUAAUACAAGGAACCAACAUGGCCGGUCUGUCCACUAAUACCACUAUGCUAGUACAUCUACAGGAUGAGAAUGACAAUGUACCAGUUUUUAUGCAGGCGGAAUAUUCAGGACUCAUUAGUGAAUCAGCUUCAAUUAAUAGCGUGGUCCUGACAGACAGGAAUGUCCCUCUAGUGAUUCGGGCAACUGAUGCUGAUAAAGAAUCAAAUGCUUUGCUUGUUUAUCACAUUGUGGAACCAUCUGUGCACAAAUACUUUGCUAUUGAUUCUAGCACUGGUGCUAUUCAUACAGUACUGAGUUUGGACUAUGAAGAAACAAGUGUUUUUCACUUCACUGUCCAGGUACACGACAUGGGGACACCACGUUUAUUUGCUGAAUAUGCAGCUAAUGUGACUAUACAUGUAAUUGACAUUAAUGAUUGCCCUCCUGUGUUCUCCAAAUCAUUGUAUGAAGCAUCUCUUUUGUUGCCAACAUACAAAGGAGUGAAAGUUAUCACAGUAAAUGCUACAGAUGCUGAUUCCAGUGCAUUUUCACAGUUGAUGUACUCCAUCACCGAAGGUAACAUCGGGGAGAAGUUCUUUAUGGACUACAAGACUGGCACUAUAACCAUACAAAACACCACUCAGUUAAGAAGCCGCUAUGAGUUAACCAUUCGAGCUUCUGAUGGCAGAUUUGCCAGCUUCACUUCUGUGAAAAUUAAUGUGAAAGAAAGCAAAGAGAGUCAACUGAAAUUCACCCAGGAUUUUUACUCUGCAGUGGUAAAAGAGAACUCUACCGAAGCUACAACAUUAGCUGUCAUUACUGCUGUUGGGAAUCCCAUCAACGAGCCUUUAUUUUAUCACAUCCUCAACCCAGAUCGCAGGUUUAAAAUCAGCCGCACGUCAGGAGUGCUGUCAACCACUGGUGUCCCAUUUGAUCGAGAGCAGCAGGAGGCAUUUGACGUGGUGGUAGAAGUGACGGGAGAGCAUAAGCCUUCAGCAGUGGCCCAUGUGGUUGUGAAAGUAACUGUGGAAGACCAGAAUGAUAAUGCGCCAGUGUUCAUCAACCUUCCCUACUAUGCUGUUGUUAAGGUGGAUACCGAGGUGGGCCAUGUCAUUCGCUACGUUACUGCUGUAGACAGAGAUAGUGGCAGAAACGGGGAAGUACACUACUACCUUAAGGAGCAUCACGACCACUUCCAAAUUGGACCCGCAGGUGAAAUUUCACUGAAAAAGCAAUUUGAACUGGACACUUUAAAUAAAGAAUAUCUUGUUACAGUGGUUGCAAAAGAUGGAGGAAACCCAGCUUUUUCAGCUGAAGUCAUAGUUCCAAUUACUGUUAUGAAUAAAGCCAUGCCGGUGUUUGAAAAACCUUUCUACAGUGCAGAGAUUCCAGAGAAUAUCCAGGUGCACAGCCCAGUUGUUCACAUACAAGCCAACAGUCCAGAAGGAUUGAAAGUGUUCUAUAGCAUCACAGACGGAGACCCUUUCAGCCAGUUUACUAUUAACUUUAAUACUGGAGUUAUAAAUGUCAUAGCUCCUCUGGAUUUUGAGUCCCAUCCAGCAUAUAAAUUGAGCAUACGAGCAACUGACUCUUUGACUGGUGCUCAUGCUGAAGUAUUUGUUGAUAUAAUAGUGGAAGACAUCAAUGAUAACCCUCCUGUGUUUGUACAGCAGUCUUACAGUGCAACCCUGUCUGAGGCAUCUGUAAUUGGAACAUCUGUGGUUCAAGUUAGAGCAACAGAUUCUGAUUCAGAACCAAAUAGAGGAAUUUCAUACCAGAUGUUUGGAAACCAUAGCAAGAGUCAUGAUCAUUUUCACAUAGAUAGCACCACUGGUCUCAUUUCACUGCUUAGAACCUUGGAUUAUGAACAAUUCCAGCAACACAAGAUUUUUGUCAGAGCUAUUGAUGGUGGCAUGCCCCCACUUAGCAGUGAUGUGAUUGUCACAGUAGAUGUCACUGACCUCAAUGAUAAUCCACCACUCUUUGACCAGCAAAUUUAUGAAGCUAAAAUUAGCGAGCAUGCGAUUCAUGGGCAUUUUGUGACGUGUGUAAAAGCCUAUGAUGCAGACAGUUCCGAUAUUGACAGGCUGGAAUAUUCCAUUCUGUCUGGCAAUGAUCAUAAAAAUUUUGUCAUUGACAGUGAAACAGGAAUUAUCACACUCUCCAAUCUGCGCCGGCACACCUUGAAGCCAUUUUACAGUCUUAACAUUUCGGUUUCUGAUGGAGUUUUUAGAAGUUCAGCUCAGGUUCAUGUGGUUGUAAUUGGAGGCAAUUUGCACAGUCCUGUUUUCCCUCAGAAUGAGUAUGAAGUGGAACUAGCUGAAAAUGCUCCUGUACACACCCUGGUGAUUGAGGUUAAGGCAACUGACAGAGAUUCUGGUAUUUAUGGUCACAUUACUUACAAUAUUGUAAAUGACUUUGCCAAAGACAGAUUUUACCCAAAUGAGAGGGGACAAAUAUUUACUUUGGAAAAACUUGACCGAGAGACCCCUGCAGAGAAAGUAAUCUCAAUUCGCUUAAUGGCUAAGGAUGCUGGAGGAAAGGUUGCUUUCUGCACCAUUAAUGUCAUCCUUACGGAUGACAAUGAUAAUGCUCCACAGUUCCGAGCAACCAAGUAUGAAGUGAACAUCGGAUCCAAUGCUGCCAAAGGAACAUCAGUUAUUAAAGUCUUUGCAAGCGAUGCUGAUGAGGGGUCCAAUGCCGAUGUCAUUUAUGCCAUUGAAGCAGAUUCCGAAAGUGUUAAGGAGAAUUUGGAAAUUAAUAAACUGACUGGGGUAAUUACUACAAAGGAAAGCUUAAUUGGCUUGGAAAAUGAGUUUUUCACUUUCUUUGUUAGAGCUGUAGAUAAUGGGUCUCCACCAAAAGAAUCUGUUGUUCCUGUCUAUGUUAAAAUACUUCCACCAGAGAGACAUCUUCCAAAAUUCUCAGAGCCAUUUUAUACAUAUACAGUUUCAGAAGACAUGCCUAUUGGAACAGAGAUAGAUCUCAUCAGAGCAGAACAUAGUGGGACUGUUCUUUACAGUCUGACCAAAGGGAAUACUCCUGAAAGUAAUAGAGAUGAGUUCUUUGUUAUCGACAGGCAGAGUGGAAGACUAAAGCUAGAGAAGAGUCUCGAUCAUGAGACAACUAAGUGGUACCAGUUUUCCAUCCUUGCUAGGUGCACUCAGGAUGACUAUGAGGUGGUGGCUUCUGUAGAUGUUAGUAUCCAAGUGAAAGAUGCAAAUGAUAACAGCCCUGUCUUGGAAUCCAAUCCAUAUGAGGCAUUUAUUGUUGAAAACCUUCCAGGGGGAAGUAGAGUCAUCCAAAUCAGGGCAUCUGACCUCGAUUCAGGACUGAAUGGCCAUGUGAUGUAUAGUUUAGAUCAGUCACAAAGUGUAGACAUCAUCGAAUCUUUUGCAAUUAAUGCGGAAACAGGCUGGAUUACAACUCUAAAGGAACUUGACCACGAAGAACGAGACAAUUACCAGAUUAAAGUGGUUGCAUCAGAUCAUGGCGAAAAGGUUCAGCUCUCUUCCACAGCUGUGGUGGAUGUCACUGUCACUGAUGUUAAUGAUAGCCCACCACGGUUCACAGCCGAGAUCUAUAAAGGGACGGUGAGUGAGGAUGAUCCACCAGGUGGUGUCAUUGCCAUCUUGAGUACCACCGAUGCUGAUUCCGAAGAGAUCAACAGACAAGUUACAUAUUUCAUAACAGGAGGUGAUGCUUUGGGACAGUUUGCUGUUGAAAAUAUACAGAAUGAAUGGAAAGUCUAUGUGAAGAAACCUCUAGACAGAGAAAAGAAGGACAGUUACCUUCUGACUAUCACAGCAACUGAUGGGACCUUUUCAUCAAAAGCUAUAGUUGAAGUGAAAGUCCUCGAUGCAAAUGACAACAGUCCAGUUUGUGAAAAGACUCUGUAUUCGGAUACCAUCCCUGAAGAUGCCCUUCCUGGUAAACUGAUUAUGCAGGUCUCUGCCACAGAUGCAGACAUCCGUUCCAAUGCUGAAAUCACCUAUACAUUAUUGGGUUCAGGUGCAGAGAAAUUCAGACUAAAUCCAGACACAGGUGAACUGAAAACAUUAGCGCCCCUCGAUCGCGAGGAGCAAGCGGUUUAUAACCUUCUGGUCAAGGCCACAGAUGGAGGAGGCAGAUUCUGUCAAGCCAGUAUUGUGCUCACGUUAGAAGAUGUGAACGAUAAUGCCCCCGAGUUCACUGCUGACCCCUACACCAUCACUGUGUUUGAGAACACAGAGCCUGGGACGCUACUGACCCGAGUGCAGGCCACGGAUGCUGACACAGGAUUGAAUCGAAAAAUUUCCUACUCACUGAUUGACUCUGCUAACGGGCAGUUCUCCAUUAAUGACAUAUCUGGAAUUAUUCAGUUAGAAAAGCCUUUGGAUAGAGAACAACAGGCAGUGUAUACCCUUACUUUGAAAGCUGUAGACCAAGGUUUGCCAAGGAGGUUGUCAGCCACUGGCACUGUCAUAGUGUCAGUUUUGGAUAUAAAUGACAACCCCCCUGUGUUUGAAUACCGGGAAUAUGGGGCCACAGUGUCUGAGGACGUCCUCAUUGGAACUGAAGUUCUUCAGCUUUACGCGGCAAGCCGGGAUAUCGAAGCAAAUGCUGAAAUCACCUACUCAAUAAUAAGUGGAAAUGAACACGGGAAAUUCAGCAUAGAUGCUAAAACAGGGGCCAUUUUUAUCAUUGAGAAUCUGGAUUAUGAGAGUGCCCAUGAAUAUUAUCUGACUGUAGAAGCCACGGAUGGAGGCACACCUUCCUUAAGUGACGUGGUGACUGUGAACAUUAAUGUAACAGAUAUCAAUGACAACACCCCAGCCUUCAGCCAAGACACCUACACAGCAGUGAUCAGUGAAGAUGCUGUUCUCGAGCAGUCUGUCAUAACAGUUAUGGCUGAUGAUGCCGAUGGGCCUUUGUAUAGCCUCAUCCACUACUCAAUUAUAGAAGGCAAUCAAGGAGGUCCAUUUACAAUCGAUCCUGUCAAGGGAGAAGUGAAAGUGACUAAGCUUCUGGACCGGGAAACAAUUUCAGGUUACACGCUCACAAUUCAAGCUUCUGACAAUGGCAGUCCACCCAGAGUGAACACCACAACUGUGAACAUUGAUGUGUCUGAUGUCAAUGACAAUGCCCCGCUCUUCUCCAAGGGUAAUUACAGCGUCAUCAUCCAGGAAAACAAACCAGUGGGUUUCAGUGUCCUGCAGCUUGUCGUGACAGACAAGGACUCUUCUCACAACGGCCCACCGUUCUUCUUUUCUAUCGUGAGUGGAAAUGAUGACAGAGUGUUUGAGGUGAACCAGCAGGGCGUCCUCCUGACCUCCGCUGCCAUACAGAGGAAAGUGAAGGACCACUACUUGCUGCACGUGAAGGUGGCAGAUAAUGGAAAACCACAGUUGUCAUCGUUGACACACAUUGACAUCAGGGUGAUCGAGGAAAGCAUCCAUCCUCCUGCAAUUUUGCCACUGGAGAUUUUCAUUACUGCUUUUGGAGAGGAAUAUUCCGGUGGUGUCAUUGGGAAGAUUCAUGCAACAGACCAAGAUGUGUAUGACACUUUAACUUACAGUCUCGAUCCCCAAAUGGACAACCUGUUCUCUGUUUCCAGCACAGGGGGUAAACUGAUUGCACACAAAAGGCUAGAUAUCGGGCAGUACCUUCUGAAUGUCAGCGUAACAGAUGGAAAAUUUACAACAGUGGCUGACAUCACAGUGCAUAUCAGACAGAUAACACAAGAGAUGCUCAACCACACCAUUGCCAUUCGCUUUGCCAACCUCACUCCAGAAGAAUUUGUUGGUGACUACUGGCGCAACUUCCAGCGGGCUUUACGGAACAUCCUGGGUGUGCGCAGGAAUGACAUACAGAUCGUUAGUUUGCAGCCCUCUGAGCCUCACCCACAUCUGGAUGUCUUACUUUUUGUGGAGAAAUCAAGUAGUACUCAGGUUUCAACAAAACAACUUCUACACAAAAUUAACUCUUCCGUGACUGAUAUUGAGGACAUCAUUGGUGUGAGGAUAUUGGAUGUGUUUCAGAAACGCUGUGCAGGCCUGGAUUGCCCUUGGAAGUUCUGUGAUGAAAAGGUAUCUGUGGAUGAAAAUUCUAUGUCAACGCACAGCACAGCUAGACUGAGUUUUGUGACUCCCCGCCACUAUCGAGCAGCCGUGUGUCUCUGCAAAGAGGGGAAAUGCCCACCUGUCCACCAUGGGUGCGAAGACAGUCCAUGCCCUGAAGGAACAGAGUGUGUCCCUGACCCCAGGGAGGAGAAGUACACCUGUGUCUGUCCAGGGGGCAGGUUCGGUCAGUGCCCAGGAAGUUCAUCUUUAACAUUUACUGGAAAUAGCUUUGUGAAAUACCGCCUAAUGGAAAAUGAAAACAAAUUAGAGAUGAAAUUGACAAUGAGGCUCAGAACCUAUUCUACUCAUGCAAUUGUAAUGUAUGCUAGAGGAACUGAUUACAGUAUCUUGGAGAUUCAUAAUGGAAGACUGCAAUACAAAUUUGACUGUGGGAGUGGCCCUGGCAUUGUCUCUGUUCAAAGCAUUCAAGUCAAUGAUGGGCAAUGGCACGCCGUGUCUCUUGAAGUGAAUGGAAACUACGCUAGACUGGUUCUGGACCAAGUCCACACUGCCUCAGGCACAGCGCCAGGGACUCUGAAAACCCUAAACCUGGAUAACUAUGUGUUUUUUGGUGGCCACAUUCGCCAGCAAGGAGCAAGGCAUGGAAGAAGCCCCCAAGUUGGUAACGGUUUUAGGGGUUGCAUGGACUCCAUUUAUUUGAAUGGGCAGGAGCUGCCUUUGAAUAGCAAACCAAGAAGCUAUGCACACAUUGAAGACUCAGUGGAUGUAUCUCCUGGGUGCUUAUUAACAGCCACAGAAGACUGUUCAAGUAACCCUUGUCAGAAUGGAGGCAUCUGUCACCCAUCACCUACAGGAGGUUAUUACUGCAAGUGCAGUGCCUUAUACAUUGGGACCUACUGCGAGGUGAGCGUCAACCCCUGCUCCUCCAACCCCUGCCUGUAUGGUGGUACCUGUGUUGUAGACAAUGGAGACUUCGUUUGCCAGUGCAGAGGAUUAUACACUGGUCAAAGAUGCCAGCUUAGCCCAUACUGCAAAGAUGAACCCUGUAAAAAUGGUGGAACAUGUUUUGACAGUUUGGAUGGUGCUGUCUGUCAGUGUGAUUCAGGUUUUAGGGGAGAAAGGUGUCAGAGUGACAUUGAUGAGUGUGCUGGAAACCCCUGCCGUAACGGGGCCCUCUGUGAGAACACGCAUGGCUCCUACCACUGUAACUGCAGCCACGAGUACAGAGGGAAGCACUGUGAGGAGGCCACUCCCAAUCUCUAUGUGUCGACUCCGUGGAAUAUCGGAUUAGCUGAAGGAAUAGGAAUUAUUGUUUUUAUAGCAGGGAUAUUUUUGCUGGUGGUGGUGUUUGUCCUCUGCCGCAAAAUGAUUAGCCGGAAGAAGAAACACCAGGCUGAACCUGAAGACAAACAUUUGGGACCAACCACAGCUUUCUUGCAAAGACCAUAUUUUGAUUCAAAGCUAAAUAAGAACAUUUACUCAGACAUCCCACCCCAGGUGCCUGUCCGUCCUAUUUCCUACACUCCAAGCAUUCCUAGUGACUCUAGAAACAAUCUUGACCGAAAUUCCUUUGAAGGAUCUGCUAUACCAGAGCAUCCUGAAUUCAGCACUUUUAACCCUGAGUCCAUGCAUGGGCACCGAAAAGCAGUGGCCGUCUGCAGCGUUGCCCCAAACUUGCCUCCCCCACCUCCUUCGAACUCUCCUUCUGACAGUGACUCCAUCCAGAAGCCUAGCUGGGACUUCGACUAUGACGCUAAAGUGGUGGAUCUCGAUCCCUGUCUUUCCAAGAAACCUCUGGAGGAAAAGCCUUCUCAGCCAUACAGUGCCCGGGAGAGCCUGUCUGAAGUGCAGUCUCUUAGCUCCUUCCAGUCUGAGUCGUGUGACGACAAUGCUUCCAUAGUGACUGUAAUACACCUUGUCAACAGUGUAGUUGACAUGGUGAACAAAGAAGAAUCUUUGGCUGCUCCUGACCUCAGCAAAUCAAGAGGAUACCACUGGGAUACAUCAGAUUGGAUGCCGAGCGUCCCUCUGCCAGACAUACAGGAAUUCCCCAAUUAUGAGGUGAUUGACGAGCACACUCCCCUGUACUCAGCAGAUCCAAAUGCCAUCGAUACUGACUACUACCCUGGAGGUUAUGACAUUGAAAGUGAUUUUCCACCACCACCAGAAGACUUCCCUGCGACUGAUGAGCUACCACCUCUGCCUCCGGAAUUCAGUGAUCAGUUUGAGUCUAUACACCCGCCUAGAGACAUGCCUGCUGCAGGUAGCUUGGGGUCUUCACCCAGAAAUCGGCAGAGGUUCAACUUGAAUCAGUAUCUGCCCAAUUUCUAUCCAGUGGAUAUGUCUGAACCUCAAAAAAAAGGCACUGGUGAGAAUAGUACUUGCAGAGAACCUUAUGCCCCCUACCCUCCAGGAUAUCAAAGAAACUUUGACGCUCCCACUGUAGAAAACAUGCCCAUGUCUGUGUAUGCUUCCACAGCCUCUUGCUCAGAUGUGUCAGCGUGCUGUGAAGUGGAGUCUGAGGUCAUGAUGAGUGACUAUGAGAGUGGGGAUGACGCCCACUUUGAAGAAGUGACAAUUCCUCCACUAGAUUCCCAACAACAUACGGAAGUCUGACGCUCACACUCCCCCCCAAGUGCCUGGACUUUAACAAACCUAGAGAUUGUAUAUCAAUAAUCUGCAUUGUUCUUUGCAGCAGUGCUUAAGCGCUUCUUUUCGGUGAGCUAAAAAGGGCAUGGCUGCACUGAAUCACGCACCUCUUGAUAUGUUAGCCAUUUCCAGUGUCCUAACCUACUGUAAUUGGGUGAGAUUUCAUUGGCUGUGCCAUUUCUGAGCAUCUUUUUGUAUUUGCAUUUGUCUGUGUUAAAGUAAUGAAACGAAAAUCAGUUCUACCAUCUUGUUAGCAUGACUCAUGUAUUUAUAUAGAUUUGAUUAUUGUAAUUUCUUCUUGUCUUUUUUUGUAAAUUUUAUGUACAGAUUUGAUUUUUUCAUAGUUUUAACUAGAUUUUCAAGAUAUUUUGCGCAUUUGUUUUCAGUUGGAUUUGGGGGGUGGUAGCACCCUGAUUUUAAUAUAACCAGGGAUUCACUGUAUGUUCUUUUUCACUGAAGUAUGACACUUCAUUAACACAUUUCAGUAUAAUCGUUUAUUUCUAGCUGUACAUAGAAGAAGAGGAAAGAUAUACAUGGACAUACCUUAAAUGGGUUGCUGUAUUUUAGAAUUACAAACAUUUUUCAUUAUUGGAAAGUGUAAUGGGGACCUUCUGCAUACCUGUUUAGAACCAAAACCACCAUGACACAGUUUUUAUAGUGUCUGUAUAUUUGUGAUGCAAUGGUCUUGUAAAGGUUUUUACUGAAAACUACCAUUAGCCAGUCUUUCUUACUGACAAUAAAUUAUUAAUAAAACA
Messenger RNA from Cavia porcellus (domestic guinea pig), 15050 nucleotides. It is a transcript of the gene Fat1, whose product is annotated as FAT atypical cadherin 1. Gene Ontology annotation, cellular component: plasma membrane; catenin complex. NCBI's taxonomy places the organism in Eukaryota, Metazoa, Chordata, Mammalia, Rodentia, Caviidae. The transcript is spliced from 30 exons. The coding region runs from base 328 to 14262 and encodes 4644 amino acids. Gene Ontology annotation, biological process: homophilic cell-cell adhesion. The record is from RefSeq and is a predicted model, not a curated record. Gene Ontology annotation, molecular function: cadherin binding; calcium ion binding.